UGACUCGGAACCGAAGUUUGGUACCUUAGGAACACUUGCAUCCUGUUGAUCCAGACUUCUCACAAGGUAAAAAAGAAAAGAAAAAAAAGAAGGAAAGCCUUUCCCUUACACAUGGCGACAAUGAAAAAUCUUAGGGUUUUCUUCUUCGCUCUCCUCCUCCUCGCUUCUCCUCUCCUACAAGUGGCCAAGUGUCAGUCAGAUUCUGAGGCAGAAAUCGCAGGAAGUGGUGAAGAAGUGAGUGAUCUUGGUAUCGUUGGUGAGGAUGCCCAUGACGAUUUCGGCGAUGGGAGUUUUAGUCCAGCUCCUGGAGUUAAUACUGUUUGUGUUUUCCCCAAAAAUAGUGCCCGUGUGGUGCCAGCUGGGGAAGAGACUGAAGUACUUGUUGGAGUGAAGAAUGAUGGGGACUCUAGCAUAAAUGUCAUCGCCGUCAAGGCCAGUGUUCAUCUUCCUUUUGAUCAUCGUCUGCUGGUUCAGAACCUUACUGCUCAGGCCUUCAACAAUGCAACUGUUCCUGCCUCAGCACAGGCUACUUUCCCAUAUAUCUUUGCUGUCAGCAAGUACUUGCAGCCUGGAAGCUUUGAUCUAGUGGGCACCAUUAUUUAUGAGAUUGACCAGCAUCCAUACCAAAGCACCUUCUACAAUGGUACCAUUGAAGUUGUUGAGUCUGGUGGAUUCCUCAGCAUUGAGUCAGUUUUUCUGGUCACCCUUGGGAUUGCCCUUCUUGUACUCCUUGGUUUAUGGAUUCACGGUCAAAUACAGAACCUUUCUAAGAAAACAAAGAGGGCUCCAAAGGUGGAAGUUGGAACUGGUACUAGGGAUGUGUCAUUGGAUGAGUGGCUUCAGGGAACUGCCUACACUCAGUCAUUGUCCAACAAGUCUAAGAAGAAGAAGUAGAUGUGUUCACAGCCUAUUUAGUUGCAGGAGGCACUGGACAGACAUGUUUAACUCACGAUAGGCAAAUGAAGAAAGAUCUAAAAGAGCCCUCAAGUUAAAACUAGCUUUUAAAUUUAGGCCAGAGAGGCGACAUGUUUUACUGUUGUAUCCAUUUUAAUUCUACCGAGAAUUUUGGAAGUCGAGAGCCAUUUCUCUUUUUUUUUUUUUCUUUUUUUUGGAGGAAGACUAGCUCCCAUUUUGAGCCUAGAAGGAUAUACAAUUUUCUUGAACCUUAAUGGAUAAUGUUCUCACAUCAAUCUUAUCACAUGCUCAUCUUUCCAUUCCAGUA
Molecule: messenger RNA, 1222 nt
Organism: Ricinus communis (castor bean)
Lineage: Eukaryota; Viridiplantae; Streptophyta; Magnoliopsida; Malpighiales; Euphorbiaceae
Product: translocon-associated protein subunit alpha
Exons: 8
Coding region: 112-894 (260 amino acids)
Cellular component (GO): endoplasmic reticulum; endoplasmic reticulum membrane
Source: RefSeq, a predicted model, not a curated record